CAAAAAAAAAAAAAACCUUUUCAAGAAAUUAAAUAUUUAAAAAAGAAACUCAUAGUAGAUAUUUAUGUCCUGUGUAUAAUACUUCCACGUUAUGUCACAUGUGUCUAUGUAAACAGCUCAACUAGAAGAAAGAAGAAGAGGAGGAGUUUUUUUUUGUUUUUUUUUUUCUUGAAUUGUGAAGUUGGUAAGCAGGUGAAAUCCUCCAAACACCUUCUUCUUCCUCCAUCUUCUGCAAUAAUUCUGGAUUAUCCUAAAAUGGAGAAUAUGGGUGUUGAGAAACAGAGGGUAUUUGAAGAAAAGGAAAUUUGUGUAUCUGAUCAUAUAAAUGGAUUGCAGUACACAAGCACAACAUCAGAUAGCUUUGUUGUGAACAUGGAACGUUUUUCUCAUAUCAUAGACAAAGACAAAAAUGUCAAUUCAAGAAUUACUUUGCAGAGAAACCUUUCAAGAAAAGGAUCAUUUCGAAGCGGCGAGAGGAAAACAAAAUCAAAUGCUGUCAAUGAAAAAGACACUAACUUCACGGCAAGUUCCCCUAGAGAUAGUUCAUUGCUAGGAGGAGGUAGCACGCCAGAAAAGCACAUGUCAUCGACUACUAGUAGUGAUCAACAUACCCCACAAACCCAUAAUCAUCAGAUCACUAUACUGACCGGCCAUGGCGGCGCCACCACAACCGAAAGCAAAAUUGGUGGCAGGAGAUUCAGUUUCCGACGUUCUACUAAUUGGACAAUUGAUCCAAGGAGGAUCCUUCUCUUCUUUGCAACCUUGUCAAGUAUUGGAACAAUGUUAUUGAUCUAUUUUACAUUAUCCAUUGCCAAGCACAAUGGAGAAGACAUUGCUGACAUUAAUGGAUGAUAUGUAUAAAGUAUGAAGAAGGCGUGCACUAGUUAGUUCUAACUCAGAAGCCUGUAUAUUAUAAUGUAGAAGAGACACGAGCAUAACUUGAGUGUUUAGUGCAAACAUCACAAGAUGGAGGAACAAAGAAAAAGGUAGUACAUAAAGGGCUAAAACUAGAGAUAGAACUUCCAUUAGCAGAGUUCCAAAAGACAGAAUUAAUAUAUCACUUUCAUCAUGCUUUAUGCCAUUUGUUGUUAGAAAAGAACAGAAAGCCAUCAUGACAAAUAUUGGCAAUAUUCUGUUGUAAUGAGUGGCAGAGAUCACAAACAAACUCUUUGCUAGGUUCACUUUUUGUAAUAUUUGACAAGCUUAGUGAAGAACCAGACGUCACCUUUUCCCGUCUU
Solanum dulcamara is the source of this 1238-nucleotide messenger RNA. RefSeq lists its product as uncharacterized. NCBI's taxonomy places the organism in Eukaryota, Viridiplantae, Streptophyta, Magnoliopsida, Solanales, Solanaceae. Bases 256 to 852 code for a protein of 198 amino acids. The record is from RefSeq and is a predicted model, not a curated record. The transcript has 6 exons.